AUGAAUUUUCCUCCAUUGGAAACUACCAGCUUAUAUAAGAUGCUUGAUAUCUGUAAGGCUAGUACCAGGCGUUCAUUUGCCGGUAUCGACUAUUAUAAUGCUGAUGCUGGUGAAGCUUUUGAUAAUAUUAUAAAAAUGGUUGAAAGUUUAGGUCCGAUGUCUUCGGAGCACAGAAGACUUAUUGAGAAUUUGAAACAAAGCAAGAGAUAUCUCAAAAGUGAUUUUAAAGUUCAUGUUUGUAGUUCAUCAACAGUAGCUGAUCAUUGUUCCACCUAUGCUUUAUCCGAUGCGAAAGACAAAUGUUUCCAUUCAAUGUGUGAUCAUGACCACAAAGAUCAAUGUGAAGAUUGUAUUUUAUUAAAAAAUACUUUUCUUGAAAUUGAAACUGUGUUAAAUGAUACAAUUUCAGAUAAGGGAGAAACAGAACGAACUAUUUCCAAAUUUAAAAACUAUCAUCUUCCUUUAACAUUACCACUAUAUGAUGGCCACUCUCACAUUGAUUUAUUUUACAAUUAUGGUUAUAAACACACUGAUUUAAUACAACAAUUAUCUGGUGGCCGAAAAAUUGUACUGAUCGACAAUAGACACAAAUAUUUUCGUUGGCUUCAUAACUAUCAAUUAUCAACUCCAAAUGCAACAGUUUAUACAACAUUUGGAAUACAUCCUAAAUAUAUUCCAGACGAUCUGGAUUUACAGAUAAAACGACUGGAAGAGAUCUUCGUGCAAAAGGUAAAUAUAAAAACUAAACUAUGUGCUUUAGGUGAAUGUGGAUUAGAUACUACGAGUGAAAACUCGUAUGAAUCUCAAAUGAAAACAUUUCAAGAACAAUUGAAACUAGCAUCUAAAUUAUCUUUACCAUUAGUACUUCAUUGCCGUGGAAAAGAUUUGUUUUCACCAAUGUUAAAAGCAGUGAAACAAUAUUUACAUCCAACUCAUUCAAUACACUGGCAUUGCAUUCAUGCUACAACCAACCUAACUGUCAUAUUUGAAUAUUUGAACUACUACUAUAAAUCUUAUGUUGCAUUAAAUGGUCUUAGCAUUUAUAACGACGAUAUUGAAUUACAGAAGACUUUCAUUAGAUGGCUCAAUACUCAACAUAACAUUACUGAAAGAAUAAUAUUAGAAAGUGACUUUCCAUUUGCCAAGUCAAAGCUUUUACAAAAUUCACAAUUUAAUAUUUUAACAAAACGAAAUUUUCGAUAG
Rotaria sp. Silwood2 is the source of this 1203-nucleotide messenger RNA. Lineage: Eukaryota; Metazoa; Rotifera; Eurotatoria; Philodinida; Philodinidae. The record is from the annotation of a GenBank genome assembly.